This is a messenger RNA of Periconia digitata, 1482 nucleotides long. The record is from the annotation of a GenBank genome assembly. Lineage: Eukaryota; Fungi; Ascomycota; Dothideomycetes; Pleosporales; Periconiaceae.
CUCGGACGCGUAUCACUCAGACUGUUGGAAUCACAUACGGAGAGGUUCACAAUGUUGCUCUCGUUAAGGAAUAUUGUUUCAAUUAUGAGCUUGGCUCUAUCUAGUGGCGCAUUUUCUCAAAUGUCUACCACUUCUCCAGCAAGCAGUUGGCCUACAUCUCCGGCGCCAACGCAUGCACCAAUCCCAAUCGCCAGCGUAAUCCCACUUCCAUCGGAAUACUCACAUAUUGCAAAGCAAAUCGUCGCAUGCUGGGAUUCGAGUAUAUACUACUCAUUCACAAGUAGCUUUCUCGAUGCCCAGAUCAGUAGUGGACGAGCACACUUAUCCUCCACGUAUCCAACGCCCAUUACUGAGACUCCCACUCGAGUCGUUGCCUACGGGACUUGCUCCACGGACUUUACCUCACUGACCACGCUCUGCGACGGUUAUCCUCGUGCGUCGACAUGCAAUACUCAAUGUUGGUUUACACGAACCGCAACUGAGACAGAUACAUUCACUAGAUACGGAACGGAGUCGUGGAUAACCCCCAGUUGGUCAACUGAACUAGAGCGAAUCGUUGCUCCAACAUGUACGGUUGCUGCAGAUCUAAGCCCUCAAUGCGCAGACCUAGCAGAGGCAUAUUCCUGGCGUGUGUCACGUACCAACUACAGUAGCACCGCAAUGCAAAACGCAUACAUCUCGCCCUUUCCACCUGGUUGCAAGGUACUCGUAAAACCAACCAACCAACCGACACCUUCCAGGCCGAAGUGCUCAUUCAAACAUUCUAAAUAUUCGGCAUGGUUCUGGCCGACCCCAUCCCCUACUGAAUCCGGCGCAUUUUGUAGCCCUGCUGCUAUUACUCCGCCAAGCCCGCCUCCCACCCCGUUAAACACCGCAGUGAUUUCCGGACUCGAGGUGACAAGCCCAUACCUCUACCAGUUCAUAGAAAAUGUAACGAUAUAUACCUACCGAGGACAAGCUUCCCCAAUUGGAUCUCAUACCACAGGAGACCCUGUGUACGGAGUAUCGACCUCUUUGCCUCAAGUCACAUACUCUGUACUCCCUGAAUCAAUCCUCUCCCAAAAGUCGUCAUGCCUCAAGUCCGUUAGUGGUGGACCGCAAUGCACCGUUUCAUUCCACCCCGAUUUCGUACUUCAAGACCUGUUCACCGUAAAUGCGACGAGAUAUUUCAAGACCCUACCAACGCCAACAACCGCAUCCGCCGUUUGUCAGAACUGGUAUGGGGGGAGAAUUGGAAUACCGCUUACCGACGUAGCGGCCCAAAAUGGAGUGGGGGAAAACUGCCAGUGGACAGCGGAGUACACGCGAUAUGGUACGACAACCACUGUAAUUCCUCAGGAUGUAUCUCUUGCGGAUGCCGCGGGGUAUCAGUACAAGCCUAUCCUCGUGACUACCCGAGGAGGAAUGAGAACCGAGGUGGCGAUCAAAUCGGAAACCAGAGCUCGCGUGACGAGUGGUCCCGUGCCGACUGGAUCGCGUUAA